UAUCUUCCCUAAAAGCAAGAACAUGGCCAAAUCCAAAAUCCUCUUCUCUCUUCUCUUCCUUCUCUUCACCCUCUUUGAACUCUUUUCUUCCAUUAUUGUCACCGCCGAGCACCCUCCUUUCCACCGAAGCAUCUCUCCUAAAUCUUUGCACCUCGACCGGCAGAAGCUCAGCCACCUACACUUCUAUUUCCACGACACUGUUAGCGGCCCAAGGCCCACUGCCGUCAGGGUGGCCCAGGCUCAAAUGACAGACAAAUUCCCCACACAAUUCGGAGCCGUGGCGAUGGCGGAUGACCCAUUGACCAUUGGGCCUGAACCGGAAUCCAAGCUUAUUGGAAGGGCCCAAGGAAUUUAUGCUUCUGCUUCUCAGAAUGAUUUGGGGUUAAUGAUGGUGAUGAACUUCGAAUUUUCGGAAGGGAAGUAUAAUGGAAGCACGUUGAGCUUGCUGGGGCGCAACGCAGUGUUUUCCGCCGUUAGGGAGAUGCCGAUCGUUGGUGGAAGCGGGAUUUUCCGGUUCGGUCGGGGAUAUGCUGUGGCCAAAACUCACUUGUUUAAUAUCACCACUCUAGAUGCUAUUGUAGAAUACAAUGUUUAUGUAUUUCACUAUUAAUGCAUGCAAAAUACCGCUUGUUAUUUUUUAUGUGGGAGAGAGAGAAGUGUAUAACAAGAA
This is a messenger RNA of Arachis stenosperma, 670 nucleotides long. RefSeq names its product dirigent protein 21-like. The transcript has a single exon. The record is from RefSeq and is a predicted model, not a curated record. NCBI's taxonomy places the organism in Eukaryota, Viridiplantae, Streptophyta, Magnoliopsida, Fabales, Fabaceae. Bases 23 to 610 code for a protein of 195 amino acids.